This is a messenger RNA of Dichotomopilus funicola, 3303 nucleotides long. RefSeq lists its product as uncharacterized. Gene Ontology annotation, cellular component: membrane. Bases 1 to 3303 code for a protein of 1100 amino acids. Lineage: Eukaryota; Fungi; Ascomycota; Sordariomycetes; Sordariales; Chaetomiaceae. Gene Ontology annotation, biological process: monoatomic ion transport; transmembrane transport. The record is from RefSeq and is a predicted model, not a curated record. The transcript is spliced from 5 exons. Gene Ontology annotation, molecular function: monoatomic ion channel activity.
AUGUUGUCUGCCCUCCUUCGACCCUUCAAGGGCAGCAGCUCGCGAGAUGGGGACCCCGCGGAUGUCGAGCAGGAUUUCGGGGCCCGUCCGUCGGUAGCCGAAUACCGAAACCACCCCCACGCAACGGCCGAUUUCACCGAGGCCGACGAUGACGACGAUGAGGAGGAAUCGAUCGGUGGCGAACCCUCCGGCCAGCAAACCAAUGGCCUCCCAAACGGCGAUGUGAAUGACCCGCCGAGGUCGAACGAGUUCUUGCCGCUGUUUACGGCCAACGCGAACCAUCUAGAUUCGAUCCCGAUAUACAACAUCACUCAUGCAAUCCGUAUUGUCGUCCAGACCCGCACCGAGACAACCCUCAGCUGGGACCAGUUACGGUCCCCCCAGGUUACGCAGUUCCUCAUCAAGCCGAUGCUGCAGCAGAUACGCUCACAACACUUUUGCCGCGGGACCUUGUAUGCCUUGUUGGCGAACUGUCUGCAGUUCGAAAAGGAGGGCCAGCUCUACCCCGGGACUGCCGGGACUAGUGCUACGAGAGCAAAGGUCUGCGAGCUCCUGGCCAUCAAACUGCUAAAGGAGUACACCACGCGGGAGCUCAUCGACGCCCUCUGCUAUGACUUUUAUCCCCUCCAGGGUAUCCCUGGCACCCAGACGCCGCUUGCAUCAGGCGGCCUAGCCAAACCUUCCGCGCUCCGAACGUCCACCCUCGAAGUCGCCAUCAGGGCUUCCGCCCAGCAAUUCCUAUCCCACCCCCUCGUCGUCCAGAAGAUUAAGGCGAUCUGGAAUGGCGCCAUCAGCUUCUCGUCGCCCAAACAGCCGCAGCAGCAGCCCCAACGCCAGGGAUCGACGGCGAGUGCGGCUGGGAGUAACAGCAACAACAGCCAGUCCAGACGCCAGAGUAAUAAUGUUAAUACCCGUACGCCGCUGCUGGGCGACCAACGGGUGGCGAAGGAGGAACCUCCUCGGCUGUCGUCGUUUACGGCUGGUCGCCGGGCUGUGACACUAUACAACCCCCGCACUGCCUCGCCCUUCAAGCUCUCCCGACUGCGUGUCCCGCGCUACCGACGGCUCUUUUCGACCUGCUCCCUGUUCGUAUUGAUAGGUCUGUUCCUCGCGGUCUUGGGCCAGCGGUCGAGCACAAUCACUUCGCUGGAGUUGUUGUUUUGGUUCUGGAGCGCGGGGUUCAUGCUCGACGAGCUGGUCGGAUUUAAUGAGGAAGGAUUCUCGUUCUACGUCAUGAGCUUCUGGAACAUUUUCGAUCUGGGCAUUUUGCUAUUGCUGAUCGUCUACUACUGCAUGCGCAUCUAUGGCGUGUUCCUGCUGGACCCGCACAAGCUGAACCAGAAUGCGUAUGAUGUUUUGGCUGUGAAUGCCAUAUUGUUACUGCCGCGGAUUUUUGGGGUGCUGGAUCAUUAUCGCCAGUUUUCGAGGUUGUUGAUCUCGUUUCGGUUGCUUGCGGUUGACUUGGUCGCUGUUUGUGUGCCAAUUUUGGUCUGCUGUAGUGGGUUCUUUGUGUUCCUGGCGUUUUCUAAGGGGCCGGAUGACUCGUUGGCCGUGGCUUUCAAGAUGUUCCAGGCGCUUAUUGGGUUUACGGCACCUGCUUGGGAUUUGUGGUCGUCGUACAAUUGGAUGGGACAGAUACUGCUGGGGCUGUUUCUCAUCAUCAGCCACUUUAUCGUCAUAACCCUACUGGUCACCGUAUUGGCCAACUCGUUCAUGUCCAUCUCCUCACGAGCCAACGAGGAGUACCAGUUCAACUUCGCCGUCAACACCAUCUCCAUGGCGAGAAACAAUGUGCUGUUCUCCUACGUCGCCCCGGGGAACAUAUUUGCGUGGGCGUUAAUGCCCCUUCGAUACUGCAUGUCCCUGGAGCAGUACGUCUGGAUGAACCGGACGGUGAUCAAGGCGACGCAUUUCCCGCUGCUCUUUUGCAUUUUCUUCUACGAGAGAUUCUUCCUGGCCCCCGACGUCUUCGACCCGACCGACCUGGUCGACAACCCGCGCCGCGAACGCACCAAUACGUUCUCGGACUCGGCCUUCUUCAGCCCCAGCGUUCGGGUACGCGAGGAGUCUGUGGCCGGUUUCCAGAAGGACCAGGCGCUCGAGGAGGUGUUCCGGCGAGCCCCGGACAUGCGAUCACAGCGGCGGACCGAGCGGCGAAAGACGCAGACCGAGAUCCGCAGCUGGAUGGACCAGCAGCAGCAGGAGGCCGGGUUCAACUCGCCGCGGAACUUUUCCACCAUCGACAGCCGGAUGAGCAGCGACUGGAUGCGGCGGCUGAGCAUGAACCGCGAACGGCCGUCGAGAAUCCCGAGGCACUACUCCGAUAUUCGGUCCACGGCGAGUGAUCCGGCGGACUUUAUCUUUGACGCUCCGUACCCGGUAGCGGUACCAACCUCGAUGUACAACGACGGUGUUAUACGGAGAGAUCACGCCCACGCCGCGAGCGUGAAGGAACAGGUGGAUGCCGCGGCAGACGGGGACGAUGAAUUGGUCACCAACGACGAGGACGAAGGCGACGAUGCGACCAACACCAUCGACGGCCGGGGUUUCUCAGGGGCGAACGUUAUCGACGAAGAUUACUUCACCACCCCCGUCGGUACUCGCUUCUCCAGCGGCGAUCUAGUCGACUCCCCACGACCGCCCACUUCACGACGGGUACCUCUGCACACCCGCACUCUAUCCACCAACACAAUCCUCUACGCCCCUGAGGAGGACGGACACCCAUACAGUUCUUCCUCCGCCUCGGCCCACCCUUUUCCCCGGCCACCCAGUACCCGCCAUGGCCUCGUCGCAGCCCCAAUCACUCCCGGGAACGGAAACGGGAACGGUCGUCGCUCGUCCCCGCGGCGCUCGUCCCCGCGGCGCUCCUUCUACCUCGGCCCCCGCCCGCGCUCCAUGAUCCAACCGUCCAAUCGCGCUGGCAGCAGCGGUCUCACGCUUGACAUCCCAACCACCAGUCCCGUGUACAAACCGCCUCGCCGACGCUCCCUCGCUGACUUGCUCCUCACGCCAUCGGGGUAUGAUAACAGCGGAGUUGGGCGUGCCGGCACCGGUACUGGUCCUAACACCGCCAUCGGUCCGGGUACGGGCACGUUCAGCCCAGCCGGGCGAAGCAGCAGUGAUGCACGCGGCGGAGCCGGCGCUGAGGUGAAUAAGCUCAUGCUGGCGCGGAUGAAGUCGCUGGAGGAGAGUUUGGGGUCGAUGGUGAAGGAGAUGCGUACGCUUCGGAGGCGGUCGGUGCCAAAUACGGCUGCUAAUUCUGAUGAUGGCGUCCUUGCGUCAGCAGCAAAAUUAUCCGCAUAG